AUGGCUGGUGUAAUAGUUGGUGCAACACUUUCUGUUUCAGCACUUUCUGUUUCAGCACUUUAUUUAUUAAAAACGGUUUUUAAAGAGAAACAUUUUAAUGAAAAUGUGGAUAUUGUAAAUAAAGUUGUAGUUAUUACUGAUGGUACUUCUGAAAUAGGAAAAUAUCUAGUUCGUGAAUUUUACUUUAGAAAAGCGAGAGUUUAUGCGUUUUGCCCAAAUAAAAUUACAUUUUGUAAUCUUAAACAUUAUUUAUCAGAAUAUAAGUGUGAUUUAACACGUAUAAAAUUUGUUAAAUGUGGUCUUAUAAGUUUUUCUGCAAUUAAAAAUUUUGUUAAAAUAUUUGAAAAAGAUGAGGAUGUUCUUGAUAUUCUUAUUAAUAACGCAGAUGUAAAGGGUCAUUCAUAUUCUGAGUCAACAAUUGAUCAUUGUGAAAUAACGUGGCAAACAAAUUAUCUUGGACAUUUUGUACUUACUGAACUUCUAACACCUUUUUUACAAAAAUCUAAAGAAGGUGGAAGAAUAAUUAAUGUUAGUAGUGGAUUAGAAAGUAGUUGUAAAGAGCUUAAGUUGGAAACAGUCAAUUCUUCUAUUGAUUAUGACAAAGACGAAGCUUAUAGCAGAUCCAAAUUAGCACAGAUUAUGCAUGCAAUUGAAUAUACAAAACGUAUAAGAUCAGCAGAUCCUGAUACAAAAAUUACAAUCAAUUCAUGUGAAACUAGUGUUAAAGAAGCUAAAGUCUUUAGAUAUAACAUGUUAGUAACUUCUUUUACCAAUAUUACAAUUUCAUUUCUUAAAUGGUAUUUUUCCGAAUCACCUAGGGAUCGUGCACAAUGUCCUUUGUUUCUUGCAUUAAGUAAAAAAGUUGCUUCAAUUUCAGGAAAACAUUUUGUUAAUUCUUCAGAAAUGCAUGAAAUUAACAUUAUUGCAUCAGAUGCAAAUAAAUGUUCUGAGUUAUAUGAUCACAGUAUGAAAUACAUGGAAGAAAUAGAUAAUUUAUGUAGUUUUUAA
This is a messenger RNA of Strongyloides ratti, 1008 nucleotides long. Its product is annotated as Dehydrogenase/reductase SDR family member on chromosome X. The record is from RefSeq and is a predicted model, not a curated record. NCBI's taxonomy places the organism in Eukaryota, Metazoa, Nematoda, Chromadorea, Rhabditida, Strongyloididae. The coding region runs from base 1 to 1008 and encodes 335 amino acids. The transcript has 2 exons.